Messenger RNA from Medicago truncatula (barrel medic), 5212 nucleotides. RefSeq lists its product as uncharacterized. The record is from RefSeq and is a predicted model, not a curated record. Gene Ontology annotation, molecular function: ATP binding; protein kinase activity. The transcript has 14 exons. Gene Ontology annotation, biological process: recognition of pollen; protein phosphorylation. NCBI's taxonomy places the organism in Eukaryota, Viridiplantae, Streptophyta, Magnoliopsida, Fabales, Fabaceae. Bases 201 to 5177 code for a protein of 1658 amino acids.
ACAAACACAAUGGAGAACCAAAUGGUGUAAAUUGUCAAUUUAUCCAUGCUACACUUGAAAAUAAAUGAGUUGACUUUAAUCAACACACCAUGUUUUAAGUUGGGUUGACUAGAUUAGCACACACAUGGGAAGACUAAGCCAUGUCAUUUGAAUUUUAAAUUUGAUAAAAUGAAAAUGAUGAGGACAAAUAAACAAACACAAUGGAAAACCAUAAUAAGAUGCUAAUGCUAAUGGUGUCUACUUUCUCCUUUUGCUUAAUGCCCACUUUCUCUAAACAGAACACUUUUACUACUAUUGCCCCAAAUCAGUUUAUGCAAUUCGGUGAUACACUUGUUUCUGGAACUGGAAGGUUUGAAGCAGGAUUUUUCUACUUUGGAGAUCCACAACGCCAAUACUUCGGUAUAUGGUACAAGAACAUAUCACCAAGGACUAUUGUGUGGGUUGCCAAUAGAAAUACUCCUGUACGUAACUCAACAGCAAUGCUGAAACUCAACGACCAAGGAAAUCUUGUUAUUCUUGAUGGCUCCAAAGGUGUCAUCUGGAACUCCAAUUCAUCAGGAAUUGUGGCGGUGAAAUCAGUUAUUGUGCAGUUGUUGGAUUCAGGAAACCUUGUUGGGAAAGAUGCAAACAGCUCUCAGAACUUUUUGUGGGAAAGUUUUGAUUAUCCUGGUAACACUUUCCUUGCUGGAAUGAAGCUGAAAAGUAACUUAGUUACUGGUCCAUAUAGAUAUCUCACUUCUUGGAGAUCCUCUGAAGAUCCUGCUGACGGCGAGUUUUCAGUGAGGAUAGAUACUCACGGUUUUCCUCAACACCAAAUUGCAAAGGGAACGACAACUAUAUUUAGAGGAGGGUCGUGGAAUGGAUAUCUUUUCACUGGAGCUACUUGGCAAAGAAAUUAUAAUAUAUUGAAUUACUCAUUUGUGUUAACUGACAAAGAAGUCACUUUUCAAUAUGAAACUUUAAACAGUUUAAUUAUUACUAGAGUUGUGCUAAAUCCAUAUGGAACUUCACAACGUCUUCAAUGGUCGGAUCAGACACAAAAUUGGGAGAUUAUUACUAAUGCUCCUGCAGACCAGUGUGAUGAUUAUGCCUUGUGCGGUAUCAACUCUAACUGCAAUAUUAAUAACUUUCCAAUAUGUGAAUGCUUGGAAGGUUUCAUGCCAAAAUUUCAACCAAAAUGGAAGUCAUUGAAUUGGUCUGGUGGGUGCCUCAGGAGAACAAAAUUGAAUUGUCACACUGGGGAUGGCUUUCUGAAGUACACAAGCAUGAAGUUGCCAGACACGUCAACAUCUUGGUAUGACAAGAGCUUGAGCCUUGAGGAAUGUAAGACACUGUGCUUGAAAAACUGUACUUGCACUGCAUAUGCAAAUUUAGAUAUCAGAGAUGGUGGGAGUGGCUGCUUACUUUGGUUUAACAACAUUGUGGACAUGAGAAAACAUCCUGACAUAGGACAAGACAUUUACAUACGACUCGCAUCUUCAGAACUCGAUCAUAAAAAGAAUAAGCGAAACUUGAAGCGUGCUUGGACUGUUGCAGGAGUCAUUGCGUUCAUAAUAGGACUAACCGUUCUUGUAUUGGUUACAUCAGCAUAUAGAGAGAAAAUUGGUAAGCCAGGUUAUAUAAAAAAGUUAUUUCAUCGGAAGCAUAAAAAAGAGAAGGCAGAUGGUGACUUGGCUACAAUAUUUGAUUUUUCCACCAUCACUAAUGCAACAAAUCACUUCUCUAAUAAAAAUAAGUUAGGAGAAGGUGGUUUUGGACCAGUGUACAAGGGCUUAAUGGUAGAUGGCCAAGAGAUUGCUGUUAAGAGGCUUUGUAAUACAUCGGGACAAGGAGUUGAGGAGUUCAAAAAUGAAGUAAAGUUGAUGGCAACACUUCAACACCGUAAUCUUGUAAAACUUCUUGGUUGUUCUAUUCAACAAGAUGAAAAGUUGUUGAUCUAUGAAUUCAUGCCCAACAGAAGCUUGGAUUACUUUAUUUUUGAUACUACGCGAAGUAAAUUACUAGAUUGGACAAAGCGCUUGGAAAUUAUUGAUGGGAUUGCUCGAGGGCUGCUGUAUCUCCAUCAGGAUUCUACAUUAAGAAUCAUACAUAGAGAUCUCAAGACCAGCAAUAUACUUCUUGAUAUUGAUAUGAUCCCUAAGAUAUCCGAUUUUGGAUUAGCCAGAUCAUUUACGGGAGACCAAGCUGAGGCUAAGACAAAUAGAGUCAUGGGAACAUAUGGAUAUAUGCCUCCAGAAUAUGCCGUGCAUGGAUCUUUCUCAAUAAAGUCUGAUGUUUUUAGUUUCGGAGUCGUCGUACUUGAGAUAAUUAGCGGUAGGAAGAAUCGUGGAUUUUCUGACCCUCUGCACAAUCUAAACCUUCUUGGUCAUGCAUGGAGACUAUGGAUCGAAGAAAGGCCACUAGAGUUCAUAGCUAACAUAUUAUACGAUGAUGAGGCCAUAUGUUCAAAAAUAAUAAGAUUUCUUCACGUUGGUCUACUGUGUGUACAACAGAAACCAGAAAAUAGGCCUAACAUGUCAUCUGCGGUUUUUAUGCUAAAGGGUGAAAAUUUACUCCCCAAACCAAGUAAACCCGGGUUCUACGCAGGAAAAGAUGAUACAAAUAGCAUAGGAUCUUUAUCUAUAAAUGAAGCUUCAAUCACAGUGGUAGAGGCGCGACAAAACAAACAAACCAACACAAACACAAUGGAGAACCAUACUAAGGUGCCAAUGCUAAUUGUUUGCACUUUUUUAUUUUGCUCCAUGCCCACUUUAUCUAAACAGAACACUUUUACUACUAUUGCUCCAAAUCAGUUUAUGCAAUUCGGUGAUACUCUUGUUUCUGCAGCUGAGAGGUAUGAAGCAGGAUUUUUCAACUUUGGCGAUUCACAACGCCAAUACUUCGGUAUAUGGUACAAGAAUAUAUCACCAAGCACUAUUGUGUGGGUUGCCAAUAGAAAUACUCCUGUACAAAACUCAACUGCAAUGAUGAAACUUACUGAUCAAGGAAGUCUUGUUAUUAUUGAUGGCUCCAAAGGCAUUAUCUGGAAUUCCAAUUCAUCAAGAAUUGGAGUGAAACCGGUUGUUCAGCUUUUGGAUUCAGGAAAUCUUGUUUUGAAUGAUACAAUCAGAGCACAGAAUUUUUUGUGGGAAAGUUUUGAUUAUCCUGGUAACAAUUUCCUUGCGGGAAUGAAGCUGAAAAGUAAUUUAGUUACUGGUCCAUAUAGAUAUCUCACAUCUUGGAGAAGCCCUCAAGAUCCUGCUGAAGGUGAGUGUUCAUAUAGGAUAGAUAUGCAUGGUUUUCCUCAACUGGUUACUGAAAAGGGAGAAAGAUUUUUGUAUAGAGGAGGGUCAUGGAAUGGAUUUCUUUUCACUGGUGUUUCUUGGCAAAGAAUGCACAGAGUCUUGAAUUUCUCAGUAAUGUUCACUGACAAAGAAUUCUCUUAUCAAUAUGAAACUAUGAACCGUUCAAUUAUUACUAGAAUGGAGCUAGAUCCAUCCGGAAAUUCACAACGUCUUCUAUGGUCAGAUACGACACAAAUUUGGGAGGCUAUAUCUUCUCGUCCUGCAGACCAAUGUGAUAAUUAUGCCUUGUGCGGUAUCAACUCUAACUGCAAUAGUAAUAACUUUCCAACAUGUGAAUGCUUGGAAGGUUUCAUGCCAAAAUUUCAACCAGAGUGGGAGUCAUCAAAUUGGUCUGGUGGGUGUGUAAGGAAAACAAGUUUAAAUUGUGUCUAUGGAGAUGGGUUUUUACCAUACGCAAACAUGAAGUUACCAGACACGUCAGCAUCGUGGUUUGACAAGAGCUUGAGCCUUGAGGAAUGUAUGACAGUGUGUUUGAAAAACUGUUCUUGCACUGCAUAUGCAAAUUUAGAUAUCAGAUAUGUUGGAAGUGGCUGCUUACUUUGGUUUGACAACAUUGUUGAUAUGAGAAAACAUCCAGACCAAGGACAAGACAUUUUCAUACGGCUGGCAUCUUCAGAACUUGAUCAUAAAAAGAAUAAGAGGAACUUGAAGCAUGCUGGGACUGUUGCAGGAGUUAUUACAUUUAUUAUAGGACUAAUCGUUCUUGUAUUGGUCACAUCAGCAUAUAAAAAGAAGCUUGGUAAGCCAGGAUGUUUAAAAAAGUUGCUUCACAAAAAGGACGAGGAAGAUAGUGACGACUUGGCAACAAUAUUUGAUUUUUCGACCAUCACUAAUGCGACAAAUAACUUCUAUGUCAGAAACAAGCUGGGAGAAGGUGGUUUUGGACCGGUAUACAAGGGCGUAAUGUUAGAUGGCCGAGAGAUUGCUGUUAAGAGGCUCUCUAAAACCUCAGGACAAGGAACCGAGGAGUUCAAAAAUGAAGUGAAGUUGAUGGCAACACUUCAGCACAGAAAUCUUGUAAAACUUCUUGGUUGUUCUAUUCACCAAGAUGAAAAGUUGUUGAUCUACCAAUUCAUGCCGAACUUUAUUUUUGGUUUGAACUUUCACACCAACCAAAUUAUUGUUCUCAGUUUUACUCUUGCCAUAAUGUAUACUACGCGAAGUAAAUUACUCGAUUGGAGAAAGCGCUUGGAAAUUAUUGAUGGGAUUGCUCGUGGGCUGUUGUAUCUGCAUCAAGAUUCUACACUAAGAAUAAUACAUAGAGAUCUCAAGACAAGCAAUAUUCUUCUUGAUAUUGAUAUGAUCCCAAAGAUAUCAGAUUUUGGUUUAGCCAGAUCAUUUAUGGGAGACCAAGCUGAGGCGAAUACAAAUAGAGUGAUGGGAACAUAUGGAUAUAUGCCUCCAGAAUAUGCAGUGCAUGGAUCUUUCUCAAUAAAAUCUGAUGUUUUUAGCUUCGGAGUCGUUGUACUUGAGAUAAUCAGCGGUAAGAAGAAUAGCGGAUUUUGUGACCCUCAACAUCGUCUAAACCUUCUUGGGCAUGCAUGGAGACUAUGGAUUGAAGAAAGACCACUAGAGUUAAUAGCAGACAUAUUAGACGAUGAUGAGCCCAUAUGUUCAGAAAUAAUAAGAUUUAUUCAUGUUGGUCUAUUGUGUGUACAACAGCUACCAGAAGAUAGGCCUAAUAUGUCAUCUGUGGUCUUUAUGUUAAAGGGUGAAAGGUUACUCCCCAAACCAAAUGAACCCGGGUUCUACGCAGCAAGGGAUAAUACAAGAUCUUUAUCUAAAGAGUGUUCAGUAAAUGAAGCUUCAAUCUCAUUGUUAGAGGCCCGAUAGAAUGCCACUGUGACACACACAUGGAUGAAAUUUAG